CACUUCUCCUGUCCUGUAUAUUGGCAGUCCUCCCCGUCUUGUAAUAACGCUAUAAAAAGACAUGACGCUGACAGAGAUUCCGGAUUACAUCAUCGCAAAGUAUAAUUUCCGGAUCUGGUACACUCCACCCAGAGAUAGAGGAGAAGAGCAGGGAAGAUUGUAAUGGCCGCCUCUCCUCUCGUUCCUCCUGGGCUGCAGGAGUUAAUUCCGGUCAGUCGGUUCUAUGUUAAUCAGACAUGGAGCAGUGUGUACCAGCGUUACUGCACCUACGACUUAUUAGGACCUGAUGGGAAUCUCGUAUACCAGGCAAGGGAGAAACGGAAAUGGUGUGGACCUCCGAUGGACGUCAGAGUCCAGAACAUUCAGGGCUGCAAUGUCCUCACCCUGUACAAGCCGGCCGUCCUCUUCAGCUGGAAAUCAAAGUUACAGGUAAUUGACGCCUCAGAUCGGCUCCUCGGAUACAUAGAGAAGAACUUUUCUUUUUCUUCUGCAUCUUUCAACAUCCUGAACCCAUUAAAUCAGAUCUGUCUAAAAGUGGAAGGCCCCGGAUGGGGAGAAGGCUUCAUGUCCGACCGGGUCUUCAAGGUGCUGUCAGCUGAUAAAUCCGCAAUGGUCAGCCACAUAACGCGAGUGUGGAAAGGAAUCGGCAAGGAAAUGUUCUCCAGAGAAGAUAACUUUGUGGUACAAUUCCCACCAAACAUGGAGGUUUCCAUGAAAGCCAUCCUGCUGUGCUGCACAUUACUGAUUGAUCUGCUGAAACAUAAGAGGCAGAGGAAUCAGAGCCGUUCAUCAUGAGGACCGUGUUGGGCACAGGAGGAACCUGGGGGACAUUUAUCAAAACCUGUGUGGAGGAA
Molecule: messenger RNA, 854 nt
Organism: Hyla sarda
Lineage: Eukaryota; Metazoa; Chordata; Amphibia; Anura; Hylidae
Product: phospholipid scramblase 1-like
Exons: 1
Coding region: 163-795 (210 amino acids)
Biological process (GO): plasma membrane phospholipid scrambling
Cellular component (GO): plasma membrane
Molecular function (GO): phospholipid scramblase activity
Source: RefSeq, a predicted model, not a curated record